Messenger RNA from Diorhabda carinulata, 3258 nucleotides. RefSeq names its product gastrula zinc finger protein XlCGF57.1-like. NCBI's taxonomy places the organism in Eukaryota, Metazoa, Arthropoda, Insecta, Coleoptera, Chrysomelidae. Gene Ontology annotation, biological process: regulation of transcription by RNA polymerase II. Gene Ontology annotation, cellular component: nucleus. The transcript is spliced from 2 exons. The record is from RefSeq and is a predicted model, not a curated record. The coding region runs from base 135 to 2084 and encodes 649 amino acids. Gene Ontology annotation, molecular function: DNA-binding transcription activator activity, RNA polymerase II-specific; RNA polymerase II cis-regulatory region sequence-specific DNA binding.
AUACUUCUGUGGUUUUAACUAACCUACAUGUAUUGAGGUUAUACGUGCUUUAUUAUAGUAAAAAUACAUUUUUUUACUAAUUUAAUUGAUAUAAUUAAGAACACGAUAAUACAGGAAAGGUUAUUAACAGAUAAAUGGAUAUCCAAAAUCUCGAAGAAGAAAUUGAUAUCCACGAUAAUUCUUUGACAAGUAUCGAUAUAAAACAAAAAUUGAUUGACGAAAUAUCUACAAUAGAAAUUCAAAAUACAAAUGAACAAAUAAAUGAAAUUCACUCUAUCAAACAAGAAAUCAACGAUGACUUGAAUACAAAUCAAAUAUUUGUGGGUGUACUUAAUAAACCAAAAAGGAACAUUUCGAAUACUCAAUUCAUAGUAAACGGAGCGGGAUAUUCGAAAGCUGCCCAUAGAAGGGGAAUUAAAUUAAAAGUUACAAGACUGAUAAGAGAUGGAAAACAUUCGCAACCAAAUUCUAUGGGGUUAAUGAUAUGUGUAUAUUGUGGGAAUUUAUAUACAGAACAAGAAGAAUUGUUAUACCACUUGGCAAUAAAUCAUUGUAUAAAAGGAAACAAAUUUUCCAAGAUUAGAAUGCACCGUAAAAGUGAUACAUGUAUUAUGGAAAAUAUUGAUAUAAAAGAUGAAAUUGAAGUAAUUGAACAUGAAUUGAAAGUGGAGCUGCAGGACACCAUAAAUCAGUUUGAUCUUACUGAUAAUCUAAACUCAAGUUUACAUAAGCAUUUGAAAUCAAUUCAAACCAAUUCAAACAUGCAUUUACAUACUUACACAAGGACUAAACCAUUCAAAUGUGAUAUUGGUAGGAGCCUAUUCUCUUAUAAAAGUAAUUCAAAUAUAAAAAUGCAUAGUCACCCAGGAGAAAAGCCCUUCAAAUGUGACAUUUGUUCUAAAACUUUUUCACAGAGAUGUGGUUUGAAGAGACAUUUGUAUAAUCAUACAGGAAAAAAAUCAUUCAAAUGUGAUAUUUGUUUAAAAUCAUUUACAAGGAAAAUUAAUUUAAAAAAACAUUUUCAUAGUCAUACAGCAGAAAAGCCAUUCAAAUGUAACAUUUGUUUGAAAACGUUUUCACAGAAAAGUAAGUUGAAUAGGCAUUUGCGUAUCCAUACAGGAGAAAAGCCUUUCAAAUGUGAAAUUUGUUUAAAAACUUUUUCAGAUAAAAGUAAUAUAAAGAGACAUUUGCGAAGUCAUACAGGAGAAAGGCCAUUCAAAUGCUAUAUUUGUUCGAAACCAUUUUCACAGAAAAUUCUUUUAAAGACGCAUUUUCAUAGUCACACAGGAGAAAAACCAUUCAAAUGUGACGUUUGUUUCAAAACUUUUUCAGAUAGAAGUAAUUUGAAGAGACAUUUGUAUAAUCAUACAGAAGAAAAAUCAUUCAAAUGUGAAAUUUGUUCUAAAACUUUUUCACAGUUAAGUGAUUUGAAGGCACAUUUGCGCAGUCAUACAGGAGAGAAACCAUUCAAAUGCGAAGUUUGUUUUAAAACUUUUUUACGUAGGAAUGGUUUGAAAAUACAUUCGUAUACUCAUACGGGAGAAAAGCCAUUCAAAUGUGACAUUUGUUUUAAAACUUUUCCACAGUCAAGUGAUUUAAAAAAACAUUCGCGUAUCCAUACAGGAGAAAAGCCAUUCAAAUGCGAAGUUUGUUUUAAAACUUUUUCAUGUAGGAAUGGUUUUAAAAUACAUUCGUAUACUCAUACGGGUGAAAAGCCAUUCAAAUGUAAUAUUUGUUCUAAAACUUUCCCACAGUCAAGUGAUUUAAAGAAACAUUUGCGUAUACAUACAGGAGAAAAGCCAUUCAAAUGUGACAUUUGUUUUAAAACUUUUCGACAGUCAAGUGAUUUGAAAAAACAUUUGCGUAUCCAUACAGGAGAAAAGCCAUUCAAAUGUGAUAUUUGUUUGAAACCAUUUUCACUGAAAAUUAAUUUGACGACACACUUGUGUAGUCAUAUAGGAGAAAAGCCAUUCAAAUGUGAUGUUUGUUCGAAAACUUUUUCACAGAGAAGUGGUUUGAAGAGACAUUUACGUAUUCAUACAGGAGAAAAGCCUUUCAAAUGUGAAAUUUUCACGGAAAAUUAAUUUGACGACACACUUGUGUAGUACAGAAGAAAACAUUUGGGAAAAUGUACAAGAGAAAAACCAUUGAUGUGUGAUAAUUGUUACAAAAAUUUAUCUCACAAUUGUAAUUUGUGUUCAAAUUUGAUUAGUGAUAUAUACAAUAAAUUAUGUUUGUUUGAAACACUUUUCUAAUUAAAGCUCUUUUUAAAAGUAAAUAUAUGUAUUCACACAGGAGAAAAGCCAUUUAAUAUACCUGUAUAUCUUCUCUUACAAUGACUGAAAUUAAAAAACUAUAUAGAAUAAAAAAAGGCAAAAUAAUUAAUUUUUUGAUAUCAUUAUUAUGAUAUGAAUGUUUUAUCAUUAUUAAGGGCAUUUUUUAAAUUAUUUCAACUCUCAACUACUUUCGUUUAUUCAUACUCACGUUAGUAGGUGCUACCGUCAGGUCACAAUUUUUUCAACAGAUUCUAAAGUAAUUUUUUUGUCAUUUGGGUCGUUAAGGAACAAAAAAAUGCUUAGAUUUAACAUUAAGAAAAUAUUUGUUGAUUAAAAGAUUGAACAAAAAAUUGAAAUGUGUCCUCUUAAUAUUAUCAUUAACAAUUAACACCUUGACCUGUAACAAAAAUUGAAUUAUAAAAUUUAUAACCUAACUAGUAUAAAUAAGGAAAAUCUGUGGAAAUUGCAGGAAAAUUUGGUAUAUAAAAAAUUGAGGUUAGGACGGGAAACUAAAUUGUAAAAUAAUCUUAAUAAUCAAUAGAGUGAAAUUAUUUUUUAUAAAGUUCUAAUUACUCCCCUAUUCGAUCAGAAAAAAACAUCGAACUUGGAAAUGUCUGAUACUAAAGUCAGAUCCUUAAUAAUACAGUAUUGAUCAAAUAUUCUGGAGGCGGUAAAAACAAAAGCUUAUAGAACACAUAUUCGAGAAAAGUUUAACAAAAAUAAAAUCAAAAUGCCGCGUUAAUGUCGACGAACUUUUAAAGAAGCCUGGAAUAUACAGAGGUGGCUAUAAUAAUAGUUAUAGUGUAAGUAAUGCAUGUUCAAGUACAGGAAACAAGUCAGGAAGUGGUAGUGGGGAUUUCAACUUUUUCAUGAAGAAGCCAAGGAUAUAAUUUAAAUAAUGAUGAUUAUGACAAUGUCACUGCUAUCUUUUCUGAGAUGAAUUAAGGAAUAAUUAUUUCUGUAGAAACUGUCAUUCACAAUU